CCGCCAUGUGCCAUACUCCGCCGUAAGACAUCUAGCUGUUAUAUACAUCUAUGGUAGCAUCAGCAGCGUGUCUUCAUCGUGUUGAUCAAGUACUAGUUAUCUCCACCAGUCCCGAUCCUGAUCCACCAGUCUGCACGUCUGGAUAAACCUCUGAUGGACUUUCAGCCGCUCACUUUUUUCUGGAUCUUAGCAUGCUAAGCUAUAUAUAAGACCUAGCAUUGGAGCUGGAAGUUAGCAACACGGCGCAAGUCCGAGUUUAACGAAGAAUAACGGUGUUUUUAACGUAGUUCAUCUGGAGGAAACGUGUUUGUGAUUCAGUGAAGAUGUCUAAAGUCCAAAUGCUGAGAUGUUUACUGAAGCAGCGGCUCACUGAGGACGGUGAAGAGAUAUUUGGGCGGUUUGAAAGAGCGAUAGCCGAGUACGAGGAGGAAGCUUCUAGAUUAAACGAGGACAACGAGCGACUAAAGAAACACCUACAUGCUGUUUUCAACCCGCAAGUCCGCAUACAAAGAGCAGACCUUGAGCAGCUGUUUGUGCUUAAAGAGGAGCAGCAGGAGGACCCAGAGGCCCCCCUCAUCAAAGAAGAAGAUGAGGCUGACAUGAAGGUCUCAUUCACUCCUGUGAAGAGUGAAAAUGAUGAAAAGGAAGCUCAGUCCUCACAGCUUCAUCAGAUACAAACUGAACAGAUGGAGACAGAAUAUGAUGGAGAGGACUGUGGAGGACCAGAACCAGGCAGGAACUCUGGUCCAGAUGGGCCUCCAGAACCAGAUAUAGAUGAGGAGACUGGAGACUCAACUGAACCUGAGACUGAGGACAGUGAUGAUUGGAAUGAACCUCAGUCAGGUUUAAACUCUCAUGACUGUUCCGUCAGUAAUUCAAGAUGUAGAACAAGUGAGAUGCCUUUGAUCUUUUCUGGAUGUAAGAAAAUAUUUGGUUGCCUUAAAAAGCCGAACAGACGCAUGAGAACCCACACAUCAGAGAAACCUCUCAGCUGUUCACAGUGUGGUAAAUGUUUCACUGCAAAUGGAGAUCUGGAGAGACACACGAUGACCCACACAUCAGAGAAACGUUUCAGCUGCUCAGAGUGUGGUAAAUGUUUCACUAAUAGUAGAAAUCUAAAGAUACACAUGAGAUGUCACACAGGGGAGAAACCUUUCAGCUGCUCACAGUGCGGUAAAUGUUUCACUUUAAUUGGAAAUCUAAAAACUCACAUGAGAUGUCACACAGGGGAGAAACCGUUCAGCUGCUCAGAGUGUGGCAAAUGUUUUAAUGAGGGUGGAUAUCUAAAAACUCACAUGAGAUUUCAUACAGGGGAGAAACCUUUCAGCUGCUUAGAGUGUGGUAAAUGUUUCACUGGAAGUGGACAUCUGAAAAGACACAUGAGAUGUCACAGUGGAGAGAAACCUUUCAGCUGCACAGAGUGUGGUAAAUGUUUCACUAGAUGUGAACAUCUGAAGGCACACAUGAGAUGUCACACAGGUGAGAAACCUUUCAGCUGCUCAGAGUGUGGUAAAUGUUUCACUAAUAGUGGAAAUCUAAAGAUACACAUGAGAUGUCACACAGGGGAGAAACCUUUCAGCUGCUCAGUGUGUGGUACAUUUUUCACUGCAAGUGGAGAUCUUAAGAAACACAUGAGAUGUCACACAGGGGAGAAACCGUUCAGCUGCUCAGUUUGUGGUAGAUUUUUCAGUCAAGGUGGAAGUCUGAAGACCCAUAAAUGUAGAAAUCUAAAAAUCCCAAUCAAACCUUUCCUUGUUACAUCAGGGUUAUCCACUUGAGUUGUAAAUACCCCCAGCAGAACUAUUAAGAAGAACAGCUAUUUACAGCUCAACCUUCUGCACUGGCUCUGGUUUCUCCCCUCCUCGUCGGCACACAAGGUACUGAUCAUUGGCCCGGCCGGCUUACUGUGCCAACAACACCGCUGCAUAUCUAUUUUACUGGUGCGCCCAUCGACCGGCUGCUGAAAAUCGAUCUUUCGAUCGAUCUUUCUUUUCCUUCUCUCUAGGGUUUUUUCAUUUUUUGGGGUAGGCUUUGGGUCAGAGGAUGUUGUGUAAACACUUUUUGGCAAGGCAAAUUUAUUUGUAUAGCGCUUUUCAUACACAAGGCAGACUCAAAGUGCUUCACAUAACAUGUCAUACAAUAAAGUGAAGUAUUUUUUUUUAAAAUCUCUUUUAAAAAUAUAAUUGGUUAUUUUGGGUUUUCAAAUAAAAUUAAUAAAAUUUAAUCAAAGUCUCUUCUGGCAGAUAGUGAGUGAAUUCAUAGGGUCGCUAUUUACGUCCUGUGAAUCUGUGUUACUGCAGGCUAUUAUUAUGAACGUUUUACUGCGUUUUUGUAGAUUUUUGUUUUCCAUGUUAUGGUGCAGAUUUUAAGAAAAAUACCAGAAGGCCUUUAUUGUGUUUAUGCAUUGACUUAUUCAUCUUUCUUUAUAUUGUUUUCAAUGUUUUUUGUGAAAUGUAGUGUUAUGAUUUAAGUCCAACGUUUUCCUGGUUAUUUAAAUAUUCAUUGUCUAUUAAUCUACAUUUUGAGCUGAGUUCAUGUUUGUAUAUCAAAGUAAUGUAUCUUCAGAAAUAAAACAAGAAUAGAAUCUGUCAAUUUUAAUUGAGCGAACAGAGGCUCUGUAAAAGAUAUGAAGGCAAUGAAUGAAUUUUAUUUUGCUGACGUGAAUAAAUGUUGGAUAACAAUUGAGUUAUCUUGUGCCAUUUCCCACCUACAUAUAUUACAUAUGUAAUAAAUUAUAGACUGCAGAAAUGUAUUUUACAUAAAAAAUAUAUGAGGGCUUUUAUUUUAUAAGUUACCCCACCAAGGUGCAGCAGAAUCUACAAUUACGGUAGAAAUGGUUGAAAUGCUGCAUGAUGUAAUGAGAAAGCAUCUACUGUACUAUUUUCCAUGAACACAUGAUUCUCAACCUGUAAAGUGAAUGCUACAGGUGGUCU
Molecule: messenger RNA, 2933 nt
Organism: Pungitius pungitius (ninespine stickleback)
Lineage: Eukaryota; Metazoa; Chordata; Actinopteri; Perciformes; Gasterosteidae
Product: gastrula zinc finger protein XlCGF28.1-like
Exons: 2
Coding region: 324-1778 (484 amino acids)
Biological process (GO): regulation of transcription by RNA polymerase II
Molecular function (GO): DNA-binding transcription factor activity, RNA polymerase II-specific; RNA polymerase II cis-regulatory region sequence-specific DNA binding
Source: RefSeq, a predicted model, not a curated record